Schistocerca serialis cubense is the source of this 1614-nucleotide messenger RNA. It is a transcript of the gene Cyp40, whose product is annotated as peptidyl-prolyl cis-trans isomerase D. Gene Ontology annotation, biological process: protein peptidyl-prolyl isomerization. The record is from RefSeq and is a predicted model, not a curated record. The coding region runs from base 364 to 1443 and encodes 359 amino acids. Gene Ontology annotation, molecular function: protein binding; peptidyl-prolyl cis-trans isomerase activity. The transcript is spliced from 6 exons. NCBI's taxonomy places the organism in Eukaryota, Metazoa, Arthropoda, Insecta, Orthoptera, Acrididae.
UGGAAUUACUUUGUAUAUAGUUUCCAUAAGUGCAAAGUGGUGUUUCUUUGAAGACUGAACACACUGUUGGAAUUUGAAUCUGAGAAAGUGUGUGUUUUUUGUUUACAAAAUUCGAAACUCGCUUGAUGAGAAGGUUUUUAUUUGUACUGUUGCGAAUGACAGUAUUUGCGAUGGUAGAAAUAUGGAAGAAUAGCUUUGUAGCAUACUACAUAACAUGACUCUGGAACCAGGAAUUAUGUUUUUGUGUGGAGCUAUCAAUCACCCUUGAAAGUAUAUUUCGUACAAAAUAUUUACAUUUGCCGCUUCAGCUGUCAGUGAGUGGUUCGUACUAUGUACUUAAUGAAAGCUUCACCUUGUAAUUAAAUGGAUGAGAACAAUUACUUCGUUUAUCUAGAUGUAACAGUCGGAGACGAAAAAGUGGGACGAGUAGUUCUAGAGCUCUUCAAGAAAACUGCUCCGAAGACUGCUGAAAAUUUUAGGGCGUUAUGCACGGGAGAGAGAGGGAUUGGCAGCAUAGGCAAACCCUUGUGCUACAAGAAUACAGUAUUCCACAAGGCCAUUAGCUUAUUCAUGAUACAGGGAGGUGACACCACAAAUUUUGAUGGCACUGGAGGAGAAAGCAUAUAUGGCUGCGUCUUUGAGGAUGAAACAUUUGAAAGGAAGCAUUCAGGGCCAGGUGUAUUGAGCAUGGCAAAUGCUGGACCCAACACCAAUGGGUCACAGUUUUUUAUCACUGUUGUAGCUUGCCCACACCUUGAUGGGAAAAAUGUUGCUUUUGGUGAGGUCAGAGCAGGAAUGGGUGUUAUUAAGUGUGUUGCUGAACAGCCCACUGAUGAGAAUGACCGCCCACUAAAGGAUUGUGUGGUAUCUGGCUGUGGAGAGCUUGGUUAUGGUGAAGACUGGGGGAUUAAUGAGAAUGAUGGCACAGAAGACAUUUAUCCACCAUAUCCUGAAGACUGGCAGUUUCCUACCAAAGAGAUGAAUUACAUUGAAGAUGCAAUAGUGAAGAUAAAGAACUCUGGAAACCAUUACUUCAGGAAAGGAAACAUGACGAAUGCAGAAUCUAAAUAUCAAAAAGCUCUCCGGUAUAUAGAAUGCAGGCUGCGCUCUCAACCAGAAUGUAUCAACGCUGCAGCAACCACAGAACUAGCAUGCCUGCAAAAUAUGGCUGCAACAAAGUUACGUCAGAAUGUUUACCGUGAGGCUCUAAUGUACUGCAACCGUGCUCUGGCACUGGAUGCACAGAGUGUGAAAGCACUGUACAGGCGUGGUCAGGCUUGGCACAGGCUCGGGGAUUACCAGGCUGCCCAACGUGACCUCGGUAUAGCAUUGACAUUGCGGCCAGAUGAUACUCUUAUUAAGGGUGAACUCAAAUCUGUCCAGCAGGAUGCUGUUCAUUACUAUAAAUCUGAGAAACGUCUCUUCAAGAUGAUGUUUCAGUGAGUGUUUGAGCUGCAAACUUGCAAAGUGACUAUUUCAGGGGUGACAGGUACAAAAAGUAAAGUGCAAUGUUAUACAUUUACUGGUAGACCAUACCAGCAGAAGAAAGUGGUAUAAGUUUUUUAAGUAAAACUCAGGUGAUUGUUACCAAAUACAGAUGUGCUAAUUCUGAAA